Molecule: messenger RNA, 1526 nt
Organism: Mucor mucedo
Lineage: Eukaryota; Fungi; Mucoromycota; Mucoromycetes; Mucorales; Mucoraceae
Exons: 3
Coding region: 263-1294 (343 amino acids)
Source: RefSeq, a predicted model, not a curated record
UGACCAUAUUUGUAAUCAAGCAGGAUCACAAAUGAUCGAAGAUGAAACAAAAACCUUAUUUCUGGGUUCGCCUUCCCAGAUACUGACCAAUUUUUGUGCAAGUCCUGCCAUCAUUUUGUUCAAUUGAUACGAGCUAGGUUACGAUGCGACUUGACUAGAAAAAGUUAUAGAGACAAAACUGACAGUUAAUCUAAAAAAGAGAAAGGAUACGAUAGGUAUUUAUCAAAUCCAAACGACACAUGGAUUAAACAAUUUAUUAGGAAUGCUGAUUUCUCGGUUUAUAGUUCAACACCAGAAAAAAAGUCAGCUAUUAAUGGUUGAGAAAUUUUGCUUCUGUGUUCCUCUUGGCCUUUUAUUUUUAAAGAUCAUGACCAUGUCAGAUUUCAAAGAAGAUAAAAAUAUGCAGGAUGUCUGUGAUCUAUUACAGGCGUCUAGAACACAUAAACUUUUUAUCCCAGAGGUUGACAGGUCUGGCACUUUAACAGAAUUGCAAUCAGAAAUGUUGAGCUGGAUCUGGAACGUUGAUUCAAGAGAGCAUGCCAAUUCUGAUUCACCAACCGGACUCACUGAUUUACAAAAAGAAAUGCUGCGUUGGAUCUCACAUAGCAAUUCGAUUCAGAUCGCUAUGCACAACAAGCCCUCGACACCAGAAAAAAUAGACGACGUUCACACUGUAACUUUAGCAAAUAUCGUGACAGUUGUUAAAGAAGAUACGGAUGGCUACGUUGACGUGGAGGAAAUCUCUUCAAAACAUGUGCAUGAUCAGAGCGAUAGUGAUAGUUUUGACGGGGAUAACUAUCUUUCAUUCCUCACAGGCGAAUUGAAAUAUAGGGACAUGUCACCGGCGAUAGAAAAAGACAUUGAUGAAAUCCCCUCUAUAAUGAGUCAUAUGGACAAAGUGAGACAAAAAGACAUGGUAUUAAGACAGAAAGCAGCUAUAGCAAUUGUCUUAGCCGACAGAUUGAAUAGAGAAGUGCGUACCGAUGAUCCCGAGGUGCAAGAGGCACUUUUUAAAACAGAGAUAAUGGCCAGAAAAAUAAAUUUUAAGAUGAUCACACAGCUUAGAAAGGAAGAUACUGAAGCAUCUGUCGACUUUAAACCACCAAGUUGGACUAUGAUCAAAAAGAAGGUUAAAAUUCGGUACGCAAAUAUUUUAGAGAAGAAAUUACGAAGAAAGUAUGGCCUUAAGAUUGAGCGUUGCAAAAAAAAUUGGUUGGCACUGCAAUUAUUGCAUGCAGCCCAUAAAAACACAGUUUCAAGGAUUAAGCAUUAUCAUAGCUUGAAUAAAGUGUAAUUAUUCUUUUAAAUCAGUGUAAUUGUAAGUAAAAUAAUAAGUGCGGAUGCAUGGUAGUGGACUUUGCUAGUUUUAGAUACGUGUUUUGUCCAUUGUCUGUACUGUGUAGCAUAUAAGUAGAGUAGAUUUAUCAGUGACUUUGUGUCAAGAGAAUGGGGGUAUUAAUCUUUUUACAAAUAAAUAUAGUAUAUCAAUCUGGAGAUAUAUGUAUUGGUUUGAAGCUUGGAAACCA